GCGUACUCCUCAUUGUGCUGGGACUACAAGCAAGAAUGACGUCGCACUCCAGUAUCUUGCUGGCAACUAUUGCCAUUUUCACCUUGCAGGUUAGGGCUGGAACUCGCGGAGGGAUGCGAUUAUCCAGAACUGAGAAGCGACCUGCAAAGAUACCAAAAUCCCUCCCACUGCUAUCCCCGUAAUGGCAAGUGGGUCAUGGUGAAGAGAAACUACCCCGUCGAUCCAUACUACGGUGGAGACGCUAGAUGUGUGCUGUACGAGAGAAUUGGACCGUUCAGGAACUUCACCAUCCCAGCCCGAUUCUCAUGGUGCCAGGAUGGAUCCGGACGUGGAUGUGGAUCAGUGGUUGGCAGUUACGUUCUCUCUGCGUUACCAGGAUACUGGGCAAGAAACUUGUACACCUUUUAUCCGAACAAUGGUCCCGCGGCGUGGCAGCAGCAUGCGAUCUACAAAGAUUGCAGCACUUGCUAUAUCGGACGCUAUCGUUACGCCCUUAACGGAUAUGGUUGUGCGAUGUGGCGUCGAACGUCGCACCUGCACAAGCGCGCCGACUACUGUGACUUCAUCUUCAACAUAUUCUGCGGUGGAGUUCCCAAGUACCAAGUGUUCGAGCCGUCGUGCACUCGUCUCUUUGGAGGAGGCUAUGGAGGUGGCUUUGGAGGAGGUCUUGGAGCGGGUCUUGGAGGAGGCCUAGGAGGCCUUGGAGGCCUAGGAGGAGGCCUUGAUGGAGGCUCUGGAGGAGGUCUUGGAGGAGGACUGGGCUCCAAGGGCGGGCACAUGUGGAAGUAAUUCGUACUUGACGAGCGGUUAAUUUUUGCAUUCACGAUAGAUCUUAUGGCUGCUGUAGCACUCGCUUAAAUAAAUUUGUGGCCCUCUCAUAUUUUCAUAUAAUUCUGUGAAUUUAUUAGCGCGGUGUUCAUUUGUUAUUCGUUAAACCAAAUAAACAUUUAUUAAGC
Dermacentor silvarum is the source of this 956-nucleotide messenger RNA. RefSeq names its product shematrin-like protein 2. The coding region runs from base 196 to 789 and encodes 197 amino acids. The transcript is spliced from 5 exons. Gene Ontology annotation, molecular function: amine binding. The record is from RefSeq and is a predicted model, not a curated record. NCBI's taxonomy places the organism in Eukaryota, Metazoa, Arthropoda, Arachnida, Ixodida, Ixodidae. Gene Ontology annotation, biological process: symbiont-mediated perturbation of host defenses.